AUGUAAUAAUCAAAAGCUGCAUUGGAAAUAGGUGGAACAUUUAUUUAAGUUGGUAUUGGCACUAAAAUAGAUAACAAAUGGACAUUAACCAAUAAAAAGACAUUUGAUACAAGAGAUCCAGAAGAUACUCUAAUUGAUCUAGUCACUUAUUUACAAUAAUUUCAAUUUGAUUCAAUUUAAAUAGCAUCAUUUGGUCCUUUAUGUUUAAAUAAAGAUGAUCCAAAAUAUGGAUCUAUUACAUCCACUCCUAAACUCAAAUGGCAGAAUUUCCCUAUUGCAGCUAGAUUAUCAUAAUAAUUAAAGAAACCUUUUGCAAUUGACACUGAUGUUAAUGCCUGUGCUAUGGCUGAAUUUAUGUUAGGUAAUCAUAAAGUAAGAUAAUCACUUGCUUAUAUUACAAUUGGAACUGGAGUUGGUGUAGGUAUAAUAGUGAAUGGACAAUGUGUACAUGGAAUGUUACAUCCAGAAGGAGGUCAUAUUUUAGUUGCUAAAAAGGAAGAAGACAAAGAUUUCAAGGGAGUUUGUGCAUUUCAUGGAGAUUGUUUAGAAGUACUAUUAUAAAUAUGAUAUCAUUAGGGAUUAUGUACAAAUGUUGCAAUAGCUAAGAGAUUGAAUUGUUCUAUUACUGAAUUACCAAAUGUUAGUGAUGAUCAUCCAAUAUGGGAAUUGAUAGGAUUCUAUUUGGCAGAAGCAUGUCAAAAUUUAUUAUAUCUAUUGUCAAUAGAAAAGAUAGUAUUAGGAGGAGGAGUUAUGAAUAGGAAACUCUUGUAUCCCAUUAUUGAUAAGCACUUAAGAAGUUUAGUCAAUAAGUAUGUGGAAAUACCAGAAAAUUACAUUGUGGAACCAGAAGUAGAAGAUGUUGGAUUAAUUGGUGCAUUAUUAUUAUAAUGA
This is a messenger RNA of Paramecium pentaurelia, 891 nucleotides long. The record is from the annotation of a GenBank genome assembly. NCBI's taxonomy places the organism in Eukaryota, Ciliophora, Oligohymenophorea, Peniculida, Parameciidae.